AUGUACUGCAACUACUACGGUGGCUACGGCUGUGGCUAUGGCUCAGGCUAUGGCUGCGGAUACGGUUCCCGCUAUGGCUGUGGAUACGGUUCCCGCUACGGCUGUGGCUAUGGCUCAGGCUAUGGCUGCGGAUACGGCCCCCACUAUGGCUGCGGAUACGGCUCCCACUAUGGCUGCGGAUAUGGUUCCGGCUAUGGCUGUGGGUAUGGCUCCGGCUAUGGCUGCGGAUACGGCUCCGGCUCCGGCUGUGGAUAUGGUUCCCGGUAUGGCUGUGGAUACGGAUGUGGAUAUGGCUCUGGCUAUGGCUGCUUUAGCUAUCGCCCAUUUAGCUACAGAAAAUGCUAUUCUUCUUGCUGUUAG
Chrysochloris asiatica (Cape golden mole) is the source of this 360-nucleotide messenger RNA. RefSeq names its product keratin-associated protein 21-1-like. The transcript has a single exon. NCBI's taxonomy places the organism in Eukaryota, Metazoa, Chordata, Mammalia, Afrosoricida, Chrysochloridae. The coding region runs from base 1 to 360 and encodes 119 amino acids. Gene Ontology annotation, biological process: hair follicle development. The record is from RefSeq and is a predicted model, not a curated record.